AUGGCGGCGCCCAAUGGCUGCGUGAGCGAGUUGGAGAGUAGCAGUAGCAGCAGCAGCGAUACGGAGGAGCUAGAGCGGUGCCGCGAAGCAGCAAUGCCGGCCUGGGACUUAAAGCAGUGCUCAAAGGUCCUGAAGAAACCGAAAGCCGAUGCUGCAAAUAAUCAGUUGCCAACCACCCAGCCAAGUCUCAGGCAUAAGGUGGAUGAGCAUGAGCAAGAUGGCAAUGAGCUUCAGACCACUCCUGAAUUCCGAGCCCACGUUGCCAAGAAGCUGGGAGCCCUACUGGACAGUUCCAUUACCAUCUCAGAAGUAGUAAAGGAGCCAACAAAGGUUGGGGUGCAGAACGUUGACCCCGAGGAUGACGGCUUCCGCCUUUUCUUCACAUCCAUCCCUGGACGCCCUGAGCAGGAGUCUACCCCCCCACCCCGCCGAAAGCGAUUGCCUUCCGGCUCCAGCAGCGAGAGCAGCGAUGAAGAACGGCAGCGGUGCCUGGAGGCCGCCGUGUCGGCCUCCGAUAUUCUCCAGGAGUCUGCCAUCCACAACCCUGUUGAGGUAGAGAAAGAGGCAAAGAAGAAGAAGCAAAAGUUGAAAAAGAAAGCCAAAAAGGAAGCCAGCGCUGACCUGGCCACUGCCCCCAUACACAAGGCCACCGUUGGGAGGCUGGAAAAGGAGUCAGCCCAGCUCAGUGGUGACCAGGUAUCACUUGGGACCAAAAAGAAGAAAAGGAAGAAAAAGUCAAAGAAAGCCAGUGAGCCUUCCCCAUUCCCGCCAGCAAAGAGUGUGGUCAGCGUGCCUGCGAACUGACCCCGCCUCUGGGCUUGGGGCCCAGUAGCUCUGAGCACAAGGCACCCCUCGAAUGGCCAUUUCCAAGCCCUGCCUCCCCCCAAGAUAAGGGACUUGGUGGCAGGUCCAGACUCAGUCACGAUGGGACUUGUCCCAGGCUCCGGUCGUGGGGUGAAUGUCCUGGGUAAUACAGUGCCCUGCUGUGUUCUGCUGCCGGCUGGGGCAGACUUGUGACACCAGAACAUUCCAUGGCCUCCAGAAGCGCCUCCCAGCCUUUCAAGAGUGAUGGCCACACAGUACAGCUCCCUCCAUCUCCCCCCAGUGCUGUCUGAGGCGGGCGAGUGAAGGGAAGCCUUCUCUUCCCCUCCCCUCCUCAGCCUGGUGUGGGAGGUGACCUUUAAAACACGAGGGAAGGGGCUCCCACGAUGCCAGGGCCCACAGCAUUCUGUACUUAGCCCUUCGGGCCAUACAGACUUGAUACAACAUUGUCUGAAAAACAGGGAGAGAGAGUGCUUUUCCCCCUCUCAGAAUUCCCAGAAUUUUCUUACUGCAUAUCUGUGAAUAUACCAGGCACAGUCGUGCCUGAGUCAACCAGGUUACUGGAAAUAAGUCAUCCGGGGACCCAAAACAUGACAGAGUGGUGUGGGUGCUGUGUCCCUUCGAGAGCUGACUCUUGGCCUGUCGGGUGGGUGUCCCACAUGUAGGACCCUGCUGUCGGUACCCCAGCUGUUUUCCUUGAGUACUUUCAAGACUGUGGGGAGAGUCCCUGCACGGCAUGAAUGGGUUUCCUGCAGGUCGUCUGCAGAAGGGCCAGAGCGCAAGGUGAGAUGCGGGCCUCGUCGCCCCUCCUCAGCUCCAGUGGGGGAAGGGACAGGUAUGAGGUGAGCCGAGCCGGCUGCUCAGGCCUCAGCCCCUCUGCUCCCCCCUGCCCAUCCACACCAGGGGCCAAGGGAACAAGCAAGAAGUUUUGGUCCGUUCAUCGUUUACUUUUCUAAAAGUUAAAUAAAUGUACAGGCUCACCCACGACGGUGCUG
Molecule: messenger RNA, 1817 nt
Organism: Condylura cristata (star-nosed mole)
Lineage: Eukaryota; Metazoa; Chordata; Mammalia; Eulipotyphla; Talpidae
Product: chromosome unknown open reading frame, human C12orf43
Exons: 6
Coding region: 1-804 (267 amino acids)
Biological process (GO): Spemann organizer formation; Wnt signaling pathway; negative regulation of Wnt signaling pathway
Source: RefSeq, a predicted model, not a curated record